This is a messenger RNA of Paramuricea clavata, 825 nucleotides long. The record is from the annotation of a GenBank genome assembly. NCBI's taxonomy places the organism in Eukaryota, Metazoa, Cnidaria, Anthozoa, Malacalcyonacea, Plexauridae.
AUGGCGACUGGACGACACGAUGCUAAGCGCACUGCGCACAAAUUAAAUAAUUCAAGUACCAGUUCGCCCAGUAAAGCGACUAAAGCAAAAGAUUUGAAACAUAAUGAUGAUAAGAACCAGGAGGACGAAAUAGAAACCGAAGAACAAGUAGAGUUGAAGGACAUUAUGGUUAUGAUGAAAAAUAUGAUGAGAAAGCUAGAGAAAUUGGAUGUUAUUGAAACUAAAGUGAAGUCAGUCGAGCAAGAGCUGAGAAGUAUGAAAGAUUCAAUAGAAUUUGCGCAUUCAGAAGUUAAAGAUUUGAAAAGCGACAACGAAGAACGCAAAAAAAUGGACGAGCUAACGAGACAACAAAUAGAAAAAUUGGAGAAAGAAAAUGAAAUCUUACACAAGAGCGUCAUUGAUCUUAAAACAAGGUCAAUGCGCGAUAACUUAGUGUUUUAUAACAUAGACGAAAACAAGGAUGAGAACACUACAGAUAUAAUUCAUCAAAUUAUGGAACAUAAAUUGGGCAUGGAGAAUGCAGCAAGGGAAGUGAAGAUCGAUAGAUCCCACAGACUGGGAAAACAGAGAUUUGGAGCAACGAAGCCGCGACCAAUUGUCCCCAAAUUUAAUUUUUAUCCCGACCGCGAACGAGUUCUACAAAACGCAAGAAAACUGAAAGGAACAAAAAUAGGAAUUGGUGAACAGUUUCCUGAUGAGAUUCUGAAAAUACGCAAGGAGUUAUAUCCAGAACUAAAGAAGGCAAGAGAUGCGGGUAAAAAGGCGAAACUGGUUAAGGACAAACUUAUUAUUGAGGGUCAGAUUUUUUACAAGCCGACGACAUGA